AUGUCUUCAAAUACAUUUUCUAAACAAAAUUCAUCUUCUGGCUCAACACAUCGUACUCAAACAAGAUAUGAAAAUAAUGAGAAUAAUCCACAACAUAAUGGUAAUCGUCGUAGUUUGAGUGGUAAAUUUCGAAAUUUAUUUCGAAAGACUUCUGCUUCACCUAAUCGCACAACGAAUAAUGGUGAACGUCUACCACCACCUGCAUCAACACGUCAACGAUCUCUAUCACCAGAAGUAAAAUCAGUAGCCACCGAACCAUCUUAUUUACGAGCACCUCUUGUUAGUUGGCCAUUUCGAAAGAAAAAAUCAAAAUCACCAGCAACAAUAAAUGGUAAAACGAAAACAACAGGUAGUCGUAAAACUAAAAAAACAACAGUACCACCAUUGGAAAUCUCUGGUCCCAUCUAUCAACAAGAAUAUCAAACAUCAAUACAUGGUCAAAAUUUUGUCCCAAGAACACCAGAACAUUCAUAUGGUAGUACUGGAAGACCUCAUUCAGCAUCAAAUUACGAAACAACAACAAAAGGUUUUCGUGAUUAUAUGAUUAUUGAUCAUGCAAAAUCAUCUCAACAGGUAAUCGUACCUGAUACUGAUAUUAUUACACCACCACCAUAUUCAUCGAAUCGUAAUCGUUCACCAUCAACGAAUCGUCAUCGUUUACCUGAUACAAAUAUUGAAUAUUCUUAUCAUAAUGAUGUUUCAUCACCACCAAUAUCAGAUAGUGAAGUCUUUCAUACACCAAAACAACAACGUAAAGUUGGUGAUAUUUCAUCAUUAACAGCUAUUCAAACUUUAGUUGAUAAAACUCCAUUACGUCCUCAAACUUCAAAUUAUUCUCCAUCAAAACAACGCCGUCAAGCGGAUGAAACUCAACCAUUUAUAACUACUCAAAUGUUAGUCGAAAAUACUCCAAUACUUACUCCAACAAAGACACGAUCACCAAAAUCAACUAUAAAUUCUAAUCAAUGGAAGAGUAUAUCAUCAUCUUCUCUCAAUAAUACUGGAAUGCAUUCAACAGUAUCAUCAUCAAUGGGUGUUGAUGUUCCAAAAUUAAAUGGACCUUUAAUGCCACUUGGUUAUACAUCAAAUACAGAAAAACCAAAACAAACUAAUUCUCAAUCUCAUCUUGAUACAACAUAUAAUUCAUUAUCAACUAUUAAUAAUCAUGUUCAACCAAAUCGAUCACAUACAAAUAAAUAUGGUUCAUCACCUGAUGCAGAAAUUAUGCAUAGUAGUAGUUUAACUUCAUUACAACCGGCGACAACGAAUUUUCCUAAAUAUCCUGGAUUAAAUGCUAUUAUCGAUCAUCAUUUACAUCCAACUUCUAUUUAUUAUAAUGAAUAUCCAUCAACAACGAUAAGUCCUCAACAAAU
Messenger RNA from Rotaria sordida, 1373 nucleotides. NCBI's taxonomy places the organism in Eukaryota, Metazoa, Rotifera, Eurotatoria, Philodinida, Philodinidae. The record is from the annotation of a GenBank genome assembly.